CUAGCCCCUACACCACUUAGCAGCAAGAAAAGAUGGCCGCCUUAGUCAGAGAGAAUAAGGAGAGGAAAGAGCGUCAAAAGCAAGCCAAGCUAAAGGCUAUCGCAGACGACCAGGCGGCGAAGAUGAAGAGAUUGGAGGAGGAGAUGAAGAGGGUACAACAGAAGGAGGAAGAAAGAAGGAAGGUUGCUGAAGCAAAAGAGGCCGCAGAAGAAGAGAGAGAGAAUGAGAAUUGAGAGUGGGGAAGGAAGUAAUGGUGGCACGAUGAAGUGGGAGACAGAUACUGAGCUGGAGAAGAAGAUCAGCGAGUGGGUCGCUAAUUUAUCGUUGGGGGAAGACGAGGAGGCAGAGUCAUAUGUGACUAAGGAUGAGAAGGCUGCACUGGCCGCUGAGUUAGCAGCCAUGACGGACCCGAUGGAACGAAGUGAGAGGGAAGACGAGCAAAAGUUAGCAUGGAACCUGAGAAUGAAGAGGGAGAAGAAGAGGAGGAGAGAGGAAGUGAAUAAGAUGACCGCAGCAGUGGCAAAGGUGCAGGAGUGUAGAGCGGAGGUGCUGGCCCAGCCAGAUGAUAAGGCCAAGUGGGACAAAGUACUGGGCUAUUUAGAGGUGUUGAGCAAGGCCUGGAUGGAGGAGCGCCAGGCAAGCUGGAGCCAGGAUGUAGCGUUGAGUGCCAUGCGGUCCGGGUUCAGGGAUUUUGCGCGCGAAAUCGUCACCCACAUUGGGGGCGAAGUCAAACAGUUGAGGGACAAUGUAGGGAAGUUUUGUGAGGUCGCCAUUCAGGGUGCCAAAGCUGCAGCCGCUGUAGAAGGAGAGGGCAGACCCCGUAAGGACCCAGUGAAACUUAAGUUCCCAGACGCCCCGGCAGGCGAAGUUAAGCCUGCCCGCUUGUUCCAUGUCUUGGGUGUAGACAACACCUUGGCACAUUGCUGUCUCAGUGCUCCCGCGUUCGCGCGAUUAGUCAAAAAGGAGCAGUUAGAAGACCAGGUCUUUGUAGUUUAUGUUAGACCUGUCACUGAGGCCCAGGAAAAGGAUAGCUCCACAGAUCCAACAAUUGCCAAGUUGCUGGAAGAAUUCAAAGACUUGACAGAGUCACCGACAGGAGUAGUGUCGCGACCCAUCCACCACAGGAUAGAGAUAGAGCCUGGCAGUAGAACUCCUAAGGGUGCAGUCUACAGAAUGUCCCCUAGAGAGUUAGAGGAGCUUCGCAAGCAGUUAGACGAACUCCUUGAGAAAGGUUGGAUCAGGUCCAGUUCGUCUCCUUUUGGAGCACCCGUUUUGUUUGUCCCCAAGAAGGAAGGAGAGCUUCGUAUGUGUAUAGACUAUAGGGGUUUGAACGCGAUCACAGUGAAGAAUGUUGAGCCGCUGCCCAAGAUAGACGAUCUUUUAGAUCGAGUGCAGGGGUGUACGUAUUUCUCUAAGAUAGACUUAAAGUCCGGAUACGAUCAGAUAGAAGUCCAUCCUGAUGAUCAGUACAAGACUGCAUUCCGGACUAGAUAUGGGCAUUAUGAGUUUAUAGUGAUGCCCUUUGGACUGACCAACGCGCCAGCUACUUUUCAGCGUUGUAUGAAUGACCUGUUUAGACCAUGGUUAGAUAUAUUUGUAGUAGUCUACUUAGAUGAUAUCCUAGUCUUUAGUAAGACCCUCCAGGAGCACCAGGGUCAUCUGAGGCAGGUCUUGGAGAAGCUUAGAGAGGCUAACAACGCGAAGAAGUGCGAGUGGGCCAAGACGCAAGUCUUAUACUUGGGCCACGUGUUGGACGAAAAUGGCAUUAAGCCAGAGGACAGCAAGAUCGAGGCGAUCAGAGAUUGGCCGACGCCCCGCAUAUUGACAGAGUUGCGGUCGUUCCUAGGCUUAGCUAUCUACUAUAGGAAGUUCGUGAGGAACUUCUCCACUAUCGCCGCUCCCUUGCGUCGAUUGCUGAAGAAAGAGGCAAUCUGGCAAUGGGACAAAGACUGUACGUCUGCGCUCAAGAAGCUAAAGCGCGCGUUAAUAGAGUAUCCUGUCCUCAAAGUUGCAGAUCCGUCUUUGCCAUUCAUCGUCACCAUGGACGCGAGUCAGUAUGGGAUAGGCGCCGUGUUGCAGCAAGACGACGACAAUGGCUAUAGACCCGUAGAGUUCUUGUCGGCGAGGAUUCCCUGUGAAAAGGUUGCUGCCUCCACGUACGAGAGGGAACUCUGCGCUCUCAGGCAAGCUUUAGAUCAUUGGAAGCACUAUCUGCUUGGGAGGCACUUCAAAGUGUAUUUGGACCACGAAACGCUUAGAUGGUUAAAGACUCAGGCCAAGAUGACAACUAAGUUGACUAGGUGGGCCGCAGAGAUAGACCAAUUCGACUUUGAGCUCAAGCCAGUGAAGGGCAAGUACAACGUAGUUGCGGAUGCUCUGAGUAGGAGAUCAGACUACUUUGGAGCUGGAGUACACUAUCUAGAUAUAGGGAAAGACCUGCAGGAGAAAGUGAGGCAAGCAUAUAUGCGCAGGACCCUAUCUAUAGCGACCUCCUAAAGAGAGUUAGAGAGGCCCCAGAGACUGAACCAGAUUACCGCACUACAGACGGGUUGUUUGAGAAGACUAAUGUGUUUGACCGCCUGAGCGUUCCCAACAGCGAAGAGAUCCGCAGUUUGAUUUUAGGGGAAUGGCACGAUACUGAAGGGCAUUUCGGUUGGCAAAAGACACUAGCCAACCUGAUGCGUCCAUAUACUUGGCCAGGAAUGAAGAAUGACUGCAUAG
Molecule: messenger RNA, 2721 nt
Organism: Chara braunii
Lineage: Eukaryota; Viridiplantae; Streptophyta; Charophyceae; Charales; Characeae
Source: the annotation of a GenBank genome assembly